Molecule: messenger RNA, 1326 nt
Organism: Arachis stenosperma
Lineage: Eukaryota; Viridiplantae; Streptophyta; Magnoliopsida; Fabales; Fabaceae
Exons: 1
Coding region: 1-1326 (441 amino acids)
Molecular function (GO): zinc ion binding
Source: RefSeq, a predicted model, not a curated record
AUGGCUGGUACUGUUGCAGUCCUAAGGACGAGCCCUAUUCGUGUCGGUGGACAGUUGGACGAGUCUCGAGCUUAUUUUCACAGACUAUUCUGGACGUUUCCACCGUGUAUCGAGGUAUUUCGUCAUUGCAAGCCCUUAGUUAGUAUUGACGGCACCCAUCUGUAUGGCAAGUAUGGGGAAACGUUGCUUGUCGCGAUUGCACAGGACGAGAACUCCAACAUACUCCCUGUUGCAUUCGCAUUAGUCGAGGGUGAGAAUGCUGAGUUGUGGUCCUUCUUUCUCUCCCACCUGCGUGAGCAUGUGACACCGCAGCCGGGUCUGCUGGUUAUCUUGAACAGGCAUAAUAGCAUCAAGGCCGCGCUUGAGGCUCCUGACAGAGGCUGGUUACCUCCGUCUGCAUACAGGGCAUUCUGCAUUCGUCAUGUUGCGGCAAAUUUCGCCCUCACCUUCAAGGGCAAAGACGCAAGGAGGCUACUUGUGAAUGCGGCGUACGCUAAGACCGAGGUCGAGUUCCAUUACUGGUUUGAUAUUCUUAGGUCCGAAGACCCGGCGAUGUGUGAUUGGGCGAACCGGAUUGAGUAUUCGUUGUGGACACAACAUUGUGAUGAGGGGCGUAGAUUCGGACACAUGACGACAAAUAUAUCUGAGUGUGUGAACUCGAUCCUCAAGGGUGUCAGAAACCUUCCUGUGUGCUCGCUGGUGAAGGCAACAUACGGAAGGUUGGCCGAAUUAUUUGUUCGCAAAGGGAGAGAGGCUGAGGCGCAGAUGGAAACCGGACAACAAUUUAGUCAGCACUUGAUGAAGUGUAUAGAGGCCAACUUGAAGACGGCUAGGUGCUUCACGGUUACUGUGUACGACAGGGAUAACUCCGAGUUCACUGUCGCAGAGACAACUCCGACUGGUUCUUUCUCACUGGGUAGCUACAGAGUCUCGCUUGCAUCUCAGACAUGUGACUGCGGAUACUUCCAAGCACUUCAUUUCCCGUGUCCCCACACAAUGGCAUGCUGUGCCUACUCACGGCUUACAUGGGAGCCUUACGUCCACCAGGUGUAUCGUCUUAGUUCGGUCUUUAGUGUGUAUCGGAUGGGUUUCACACCUCCCAUUCCGAAGGGUUUCUGGCCACCAUAUGAUGGGCCGACUGUCAUCCCUGACCCCAAUAAGAGGCGUGCGAGAGAGGGUCGUCCGAGGUCCACUCGGAUACGGACCAAUAUGGACGAGGCAGAUCCGAACCGGCCAAAGAGAUGUGGGCUUUGUCGGCAGUCCGACCACACACGUCAGAGUUGCCCACAGCUCGGAGGAGCAGAGCACACACGGAGGCAUGAUUAG